Messenger RNA from Rotaria sordida, 1641 nucleotides. NCBI's taxonomy places the organism in Eukaryota, Metazoa, Rotifera, Eurotatoria, Philodinida, Philodinidae. The record is from the annotation of a GenBank genome assembly.
AUGCCAGAAAGUGGAUUAAUCAUAAAAAUUGGUGAUGAUAAUGAAGUCAUCAAUACAAAACAGACGGAAUCAAGUUUAUCACCAAAAUCAUCAAAAACUAAACGAACACGAUUAGCAUUUCCAUUUGGAGCUUGUCGAGUGUGUUCAGAUUCUGCUACCGGAAUUCAUUAUGGAAUUGCAACUUGUGAAGGCUGUAAGGGUUUCUUUAAAAGAAGUAUUUUGCGUAAAGAAAAAUAUCGUUGCUAUUUUGAUAAUGCAUGUCUUAUUAAUGUGGCAAAUCGUAAUCGUUGUAAAGCUUGUCGUUUUCGUCGAUGUAUUGACGAAGGCAUGUCUGUUGAUGGUGUAAAAAUGGGUCGAAUACCGAAAUUAGUUAAAGAACGAGCUUUAAAAGAACUGAAAGAACAAAAAUUGAAAGAGGCAGCUGCUUUAGCUAAAGCUAACGGAGUACAUGGAAGAGAAUCAUCCUGUUCAUCUUUAUCGGAUCAUACACUUGAAAAUUAUGAUCCAAAUACAAUGGAAACAGAUUCUUUGGAUUCACAAGUAUCAUCUAUUCAGCGAAACAGUGAUCUGACAAAUACAUAUACAAGUGAUAAUUUCGAAAAAAAAUUAACAUCUCCUUCUCCAAUGGAUGAUGAUCAAGUGCAGGUUUUAAAUAAGGUUCGUCCUUCGACAGUUGAACUAAAUUCUUCACAAUCACAGUCUGAUAAUUCAAUAAAUAUUACAUCUCAAUCAACAUCAAAGAAUCAAGAAAAAGAAAAUACACAAAUUGUAUAUCGAACAAAAUAUUCAACUUUUUUACCAGCUGAUUUUACAGUUGAUGAAACAGAUGAUUCAUCCGAACAAACAAUUGGUUUAUUAAGCAAUGAAGAAUUACAAUAUGCUCAAACAGUAGCAAAUAAAUUAAGUACAAAUCCAUCAAAUUUAGUUAUUGAACUCAAUGAAAACGAAGCCAAAUUUAUUGGAUAUCUUCGUUGUGCAGCAUACGAUGUUUAUCUUCGACGUUCAAAGAGACAAAAGCAAUUAGUUUCUCGAAUGAAUCAAAUGAUUGAAAAUAAUAUUCAAGAAUAUCCUGGUGAUAAUGCAACAUUAGGAGAAUUUUUCAAUAGUGUUCGAUUAUGUUGUCAAGUCUAUACUCAUUCAACAGUAUUAAAUAUUCAAGAAUUACCUGGUAUGAAAAAUAUAUGUUCAAAAAGUCUUCAAAAAAUAAUUUCUCAACGAGUAUUUGCAUGGUGUUUGCUUAAAUAUCAUGAAGUAUAUAAUGAAAAUGGUCAAUGUUAUUUACUUGCUCCAAAUGGUUUUCAAGUGACUCGUCAUUGGAUGUGUCAAUUAUAUGGUGAUGAAUUAUCAGAUGCUAUGUUUAGUUUUUGUAAACGUUUUCGUGAUCUUCAUCUAAGUGAAAGAGAAUUUGCACUUAUUUUACCAUUACAUAUGUGUUUUUAUGAUUCAACUAUGGAAGAUAAACAUAUACCUCAAAUGUUAAGAUCUUGUUAUCUUUAUGCACUUUAUACAGAAUUAUGUCAUAAUUGGGGUAAAAAUGAUGGAAAAAUAAUGUUAAAUAAAAUUAUGAAAAUUCUUGAAGUUCUUACUCCACUCACUGAACUAUAUCAAAAAGAAGCUGCUUCACGUAUAUUAGCAGUAUGA